CUCCCCGAGUCCCAGCAGCAAGACGGCAACCACGCACCCAACUUCUCCAGCCACAGCACAUGCCGCCGUCGCCAGCGGCGCCGACAUGACAAGGCGCUGCAUGCCCGCUAGGCCAGGUUUCCCCUCAUCCCCAGCCCCGGGGUCGUCGCCCCCGCGCUGCCAUCUGAGACCCGGUAGUACCGCCCCUGCUGCAGCGGGAAAGAGAACAGAGAGUCCUGGGGACAGGAAGCAGUCAAUUAUAGAUUUCUUCAAACCAGCUUCAAAACAAGAUAGACAUAUGUUGGAUUCUCCACAAAAAUCGAACAUCAAAUAUGGAGAAAGUGGAUUGUCCAUCAGUGGAACAGAGCAAUUUGAAAGGAAACUAUCCUCACCAAAAAGAUCUAAACCCAAAAGGGUGCCAUCAGAAAAGAGCCCCGUCUUAGAGGCAUUCAUGAAAGGUGUUAAAGAGCACCAUAGAGAUCAUGGUGUACAUGAGUCACGUCAGCCUUGUGUGUCACUGGCCACCAGAUGUCCAAAGGCAGUUACAAAAUAUGUUCCUCCUUCAUAUCUCUUGUCAAAAGAGACGAAGAAAAAACAUCAGUCUCCAGAGGGAAGGAAGUCACAUUUCAUUCAUGAAAAUAGCAGGGAGAAGAAUGAUGGAGAUCGAGGCAAAAUCAGUGCAGAUUCUAAAAAGCAGGCUGCGGUGACAGAAGCCAACAUCUUCAAGAACAGCUCCAGAAGUCUUAGCAGCAGGAGCAGCCUAUCCAGGCACCACCCAGGAGAAAGCCCACUGGGAGCUAAGUUCCAGUUGUCUCUAGCUUCUUACUGCAAAGAAAGAGAACUAAAGAGGUUGAGAAGGGAGCAAAUGGAGCAGAGAAUCAACUCAGAAAAUUCUUUCUCAGCAGCAAGCACUCUUUCCUUAAAAUCCUCUAGUAUAGGAAGAAGAUGCAAACCAAGGCAGGAACAGAGUAAACAGAAUGAUGUCACAGCCGGAAAUAGUAAUCUUUCAAACCUGGAAAAUGGACCUCUCUCAAGAAAAAGAUCCUCUUCUGAUUCAUGGGAACCUGCCUCAGCAGGCUCUAAGCAGAAUAAAUUCCCUGACAAAAGAAAAAGGAACUCUGUGGACUCAGAUCUGAAAAGCACAAGAGAAUCUAUAAUGCCAAAAGCAAAAGAGUCCUUCCUUGAGAAGCGUCCUGAUGGACCACAUCAGAGAGAAAAAUUUAUAAAACAUAUUGCACUGAAGACACCUGGUGGUGUAUUGCGCUUGGAAGAUAUAUCCAAGGAACCGAAUGAAGAAGCUGAUUGCUCCUCUGCAGGCUUGGCACCUUCAAAUUCUGGGCACCAUUCUUCCAGGAAUAGUGACCAAAUUCGUGUGGCAAGUACCAAAGAGACUAAGAUACAGAAACCCCACUUAUCUUUACCUCAGGAAAAGUCUGCAGUUAAAAAAGCUAGCAACCUUCAGAAAAAUAAAACUGCUAGCUCUGUGGCAUCACAGGAGACAAAACUUCUACCUUUACUUUCCCAUGUUCCAAGUGCUGGUUCCUCUCGGGUUCCAUUAAAUGCUAAAAAUUGCACUCUUCCAGUUCCUAAAAAAGAUAAAGAGCGUUCCUCAUCUAAAGAAUGUUCUGGGCAUUCUACAGAGUCCUCCAAACACAAGGAACACAAAGCAAAGACUAAUAAGGCUGAUUCUAACGUAUCUACAGGGAAAAUUUGUGGGGGAUCUUUGCAUUCAGAAUAUGGCACUGCUACAAAGUCUCCCCCGGCUGCUUUGGAAGUUGUGCCAUGUAUUCCGAGCCCAACAGCACCUUCAGAUAAAGCCCCUUCAGAUAAAGAGAGUUCAGGAAAUUCCAAUGCAGGUAGCAAUGCACUGAAAAGAAAACUAAGGGGUGAUUUUGAUAGUGAUGAAGAAAGUUUAGGUUAUAACCUAGACAGUGAUGAGGAAGAGGAAACAUUAAAAUCACUGGAAGAAAUAAUGGCUUUGAACUUCAAUCAGACUCCUGCAACUACAGGAAAGCCUCCUGCUCUUUCUAAGGGGCUUAGAUCUCAGUCAUCAGACUAUACGGAACAUGUUCAUAGUGGAACUUAUACAAAUACUUUAGAGCGUCUAGUGAAGGAGAUGGAAGACACACAAAGGCUAGAUGAACUGCAGAAGCAACUACAGGAAGACAUAAGGCAGGGCCGAGGCAUUAAAUCCCCAAUCAGAAUUGGCGAUCAAGACAGUACAGAUGAUGAAGAUGGCCUCUUAGAAGAGCACAGAGAAUUUCUAAAGAAAUUUUCAGUUACAAUUGAUGCUAUUCCUGAUCAUCAUCCAGGCGAAGAAAUAUUUAAUUUCCUUAAUUCUGGAAAAAUUUUCAAUCAGUAUACCUUGGAUUUAAGAGACUCUGGUUUUAUCGGACAAAGUGCUGUAGAAAAGCUUAUUCUUAAAUCAGGAAAAACAGAUCAGAUUUUUUUGACAACACAAGGCUUCCUUACCUCUGCUUAUCACUAUGUCCAGUGUCCUGUACCUGUGUUAAAGUGGCUGUUUCGGAUGAUGUCAGUUCAUACAGACUGUAUUGUGUCUGUGCAGAUUUUAAGUACAUUAAUGGAAAUAACAAUAAGAAAUGAUACCUUCAGUGAAUCACCAGUUUGGCCUUGGAUCCCAUCAUUGUCUGAUAUAGCUGCUGUGUUUUUCAAUAUGGGAAUUGAUUUUAAAUCUUUGUUUCCUCUGGAGAAUCUUCAGCCAGACUUUAAUGAAGAUGAUCUAGUUUCUGAAACACAGAUGACACUGGGGGUGAAAGGAAGUGAAGAUUCAUCUUGUAAGCCAAUAUUUUCAUCUGUCCCUGAAACCAACAUUUUAAAUGUUGUCAAGUUUCUAGGCUUGUGUACAUCUAUACAUCCGGAAGGUUACCAGGAUUGUGAAAUAAUGUUACUGAUUUUAAUGUUGUUUAAAAUGAGUCUGGAGAAACAACUGAAACAGAUUCCUCUAGUGGACUUUCAAAGCCUCCUGAUAAACCUGAUGAAAAACAUCAGAGAUUGGAAUACAAAGGUGCCUGAACUCUGUCUGGCCAUAAAUGAGCUCUCCAGUCAUCCCCACAACCUUCUGUGGUUGGUACAGCUGGUCCCUAACUGGACAUCACGUGGAAGGCAACUGAGACAGUGCCUCAGCCUAGUGAUUAUUUCAAAGCUUUUGGAUGAGAAACAUGAAGAUAUCCCUAAUGUGAAUAAUCUGCAGAUAUCAGUCUUGCAUCGCUAUCUUGUGCAAAUGAAGCCUUCAGAUUUGUUGAAGAAAAUGGUCUUGAAGAAAAGGGCUGAACAACCAAAUGGCACUAUUGAUGAUAGUCUUCAUCUGGAACUUGAAAAGCAGGCAUAUUACCUGACCUACAUUCUUCUUCAUUUAGUCGGUGAAGUUAGUUGUUCUCACUCUUUUUCUUCUGGACAACGGAAACACUUUGUGCACCUCUGUGGGGCUUUAGAAAAGCAUGUUAAGUGUGAUAUUAGGGAAGAUGCAAGACUGUUUUAUAGAACUAAGGUAAAAGACUUGGUUGCCAGGAUACAUGGAAAAUGGCAGGAAAUAAUCCAGAACUGUCGGCCUACUCAGGGGCAGCUUCAUGACUUCUGGGUACCAGAUUCUUAACAGGAGUUGCAGCAGCAAAAUUAUGAACCAAGAGAAGUUCAUUAAGAGCCUUUCCUAAAGGAGUAGAAAGUAGUACAGAACCCAGUGGAAGGCCAAGAAAAUGUUCAGCAAAUGUGCUACUUGAAUAUCUAGUAUGAAGCUGGUAAUGAAGAAAUUGGCAUUUCUGAAGCAGAUACAAAAUGCCAUCUGCUUAAAAAGGCAACCAGCCUUUUUUUUUUUUUUU
Messenger RNA from Mesoplodon densirostris (Blainville's beaked whale), 3815 nucleotides. RefSeq names its product SMC5-SMC6 complex localization factor 2 (gene SLF2). Gene Ontology annotation, biological process: protein localization to site of double-strand break; positive regulation of double-strand break repair; DNA damage response. The transcript has 20 exons. Bases 86 to 3592 code for a protein of 1168 amino acids. Lineage: Eukaryota; Metazoa; Chordata; Mammalia; Artiodactyla; Ziphiidae. Gene Ontology annotation, cellular component: site of double-strand break; nucleus. The record is from RefSeq and is a predicted model, not a curated record.